ACCUUUGUACUUUUGUCUCGUCACAAGGGUCAGUAUGACUGGCCAGUUAUCAGUACAGGAGUAAAAGCAAAGGCUUGUCACACAUCUGGCGAGUGCAACCAGUGCAAAGCCAAAAGCACGGGACGGUAAACUAAAAUCUCUACCAUGGUGAACAGGAGGCGAAAUGGGUCCCGUGCUAACGGACGUGCUGGUCGAGGAGGGGUUCAAACACACCAACAGCAGCAAUGCAAGCGGUCACCUGUUAAGGCUUUUAGAGAACCAGCCAUCUUUGCUAAACAAUCAGGCAGCUCCUCAGACACCCCACAUGACAAAGUGACUUUAGCCCAGGCUCACCGUGGCACUCCAGCUCAUCGGCCCGUACGAGUGUAUGCUGAUGGAAUCUUUGACCUCUUCCAUUCAGGCCAUGCCCGGGCUCUGAUGCAGGCCAAGAACUUGUUCCCAAACACACAACUGAUUGUUGGCGGUGAGUCACACUGGCACACAUACAACCUACACUAUGCGGGUUACACCAGCAACAUGCUUGUAGACACUGCAUACGAGCAAUUAGCACAUGUACUGCACGUCGACGCGGACAACAAUGCAGAAAUGGACUUUGUGGCACAUGAUGAUAUCCCAUACACCUCUGCUGGAUCAGAAGACGUCUAUAAACAUAUCAAAGAAGCAGGAAUGUUUGUGGCUACUUAAAGAACGGAGGGGAUUUCUACCUCUGAUCUCAUCACGCGUAUUGUUCGAGAUUAUGAUGUCUACGUCAGAGGUAACCUCCACAGAGGAUACACAGCACGGGAACUCAAUGUUGGCUUCAUCAAUGAGAAGAAGUAUCGCCUGCAAGAGCAGGUGGACAGAAUGAAGGAGACAGUGAGCACGGUGGAGGAGAAAUCCAAACAUUUAGUGCACCGUGUUGAAGAGAAGAGCCACAAUCUCAUCUACAAAUGGGAAGAGAAAUCUCGCGAGUUCAUCAGAAACUUCCUGGAGUUGUUCGGUCCAGAUAAAGCCUGGCACAUGAUCCAGGAGCGGAGUGGCCUUGUUCUCCAGGCUCUGUCUCCCUAUCAGUCACCAAGUACGUCGCCCAGCUCCAGUCCCACCAGAGGUCGCUCUACAUCACCUGUCUCCCAAUGGCCCCUGCUCCGUUUCCGUUCACCGCCACCUAAAGGAGCCUCUGUCAGCAGCAGUGAGGGUGACGAGGGGGAAAAUUAGGUGGAGGCUGGCUCUACUACCAACUGCACAUUUGCACAGGCACCUUCUAGUUUUGUUUUCUGUUUUUUAUGAAUCAAAAUGCUUGAUCUUCAAAUGCAUGGUGCUCAAAGAUCCAGACUGGCUUCAUAAUUCUGUAGAAGAAAAGCGUAAAAAGCAUUUACUUUUAUUAUAGAACUGAACACUUCAUAACUUGUCUUUCAAGUUAAAGGGCUGUUCACACACACUACAACUAUAUAUACAGUGGG
Molecule: messenger RNA, 1439 nt
Organism: Cyprinus carpio (common carp)
Lineage: Eukaryota; Metazoa; Chordata; Actinopteri; Cypriniformes; Cyprinidae
Gene: pcyt1bb
Product: phosphate cytidylyltransferase 1B, choline b
Exons: 8
Biological process (GO): CDP-choline pathway
Molecular function (GO): phosphatidylcholine binding; choline-phosphate cytidylyltransferase activity
Source: RefSeq, a predicted model, not a curated record